Molecule: messenger RNA, 387 nt
Organism: Phytophthora nicotianae INRA-310
Lineage: Eukaryota; Oomycota; Peronosporomycetes; Peronosporales; Peronosporaceae
Exons: 1
Coding region: 1-387 (128 amino acids)
Source: RefSeq, a predicted model, not a curated record
AUGGAACGCUUCUUGAAGAAGCUGUGCGCCGCACAGGGGACGCCAACAACGCCCCGGGUGAGAAGAACGGAGCCGCAGGACGUCGACAUGGAGUCGGUAGAGUCUGACCACGGAGAAUACGACCCGGACGAUCUGGAUCGAUCCGUCUCUCGUCAAGCGACGGUAGCCACUGCUGCUACAACGACUGGAUUACCAGCGAUCACCCCUCGCAUUCGUGUGUCUGCUAUACCGGAACUCAAAGGGUUCUUGGGGAAGGAUGACGACGAGGAUCGCGCCCGGGCCUGGAUCGGCAAGAAAAAAGACCCGGCGACAGGCAAAGCCCCUACGCGCGCGGGACGGCAUCGUACGGGAAAUACUUCGUUACCGGUUCGUUGGGCCGUGGAUUAG